AUGCCGAGAGGGAACCUAGAAAGCGGAUCUACCACUGAGGAGUCCGAGGUGUAUGAUGAAGGCGUCUGCUUUCUGUGCAAAAAAGCUUUGGAGGAUGCUCCAGAAAAUGUUAUGUGCGUGAUGUGUCACAGGUAUUGUCACCUAGGCUGUACUGACCUUAAGGGACAUCCACGCCUUGCAAGUCUCGCGUCCACUAGGGCGCUCGAAUUUAGAAUCAGUAAGGAUCCUGAGACUCGCCGAUCCAUGGAGAAUGUCACUGUAAGCCACGUGGGAAAGUUGGCUUUGUUCAAGUACCACUGCCCUGCUUGUCGUCGGAAGCUCUCUCGGGCUCGUCAGUACGAUGAGUCUCAAUGCAGAACCUUAUUCAACACACUGAUAGAGCUUAUAAACAGCUCUGAAACGCUCCAUCCUCCUGCUCUAGUGAGGAAGAAGCCGGAGGGCGCACGUAGAAGAGUUAAGUUAGAGCCAGGUGAUGCUUCACUGCAGGAACGCCCCCCGUUCACCAAGAAGGAUCAGCUGGAAUCAGUGCUUAAAUCAGACAAGGGUAAAGAGCAAAAAAUACGACCUGCAAUGGCACCUAGCAGAGAAUCACUGAAUGAGAAGCAUGCACCUUCCCGAAACCUCAACCAUGCUAUCACCUCUGACACUAGCAGUGCCAUUUCAGAGCCGAGCGUGUCUUCUUCUGAUGAAUUUCGACCCUCACAGAUAUCCUCGGAUACAGAAACUGGCAGGAGUAGUCUUCCGAGCCUCGACACUGAUCAAAGCCAGCAGAAGAGCAGCCAAAAGAGUCAGUUGACAGACGUGCAGACUCCGCCGCCCCAAAGAAAACCCCGUAAGGUGACUCAGCGGCUAACUAAGAAGUCUAAUACUAGCGGAGUUGGCGUCCGGAGGCCAGCAAUUAAACGUUUGGUGAACACUGAGAAUAAGAAGUAUGAAUUUGUAGACGAAGCAACUCAGAAGUUAAUCGACUUUAGAAAAUCCCAACUCAAUGAUGUAGAGUAUCUUGCUAAGCAUUACUUUAAGCAAGACUUCCGCGGAUUUAAGAUGUCUCGCAUUUAUAAAGUUGCAGGAAAUCUUUAUAAAAAGAUCUAUUUUAAAACCCUUAGAGACAACUAUCAUUUGCAAAUAGCAACCUUAACAACGAAGAUCAAGGCUCUCGAAUCAGAAUUUGCCGAUCUCUUUUCAAAGACGCCCACAUAUGUAAGAUGUGAUUUUGAAAAUCUGUACACUAGAAUUGUUAAAAAUAGGUGCCAUUCUACAAAGUAUAGUUUCGACACUGACACUUUCCCCCAGGUGCUUGAGGACAGCGAAGAGGCGCAUGAUAAUAACGCUUUCAUAUCUUUGCAUAUCAACUAUGCAAAUCUGCUCGGAAAAUAUCUUCUUCUUAAAAGAUUUUUUAUUACGAAUAAUACUCAUGAUACUGCUCAUUUACAGACUAUUGAUUUCACAAGAUUGCUUUAUCCCAAAAACCACGCAUACACUAUGUUAUUGGCUAGGUAUGCAUCCAUUCAAUUUAUUCCUAUUGAAGCCCAACUCCUUAAUAACUUUCAUGACUACUUCAAUGAUACAACCACUGAAGACAUUCUAUUGAGCAUCGAAACUAAGAACAGAGCAGCUCGACUGCCUGUAGACUUUGAUAACUGUUCAGACAUGUCCCGCUUUAUACGCGCGGAUUUUUUGUGUGACAAUAUUGUGACCCCCAAGCAGAUUGCUGAUGAUCAGUUUUUUAUUUUUGCACUCCGCUCUGUGAGUUUAUUUGAUGUUUCUCUAUUUCUUCGGCACCCGUCUACGUUUUUGGAUAACCGUCCCAAGUACGACUAUCUCACAACUUCACUUACUCAACUGAUUGCAUAUAGAAGCUCUGAAUUUUCAGAUAUGCUUACCGUGAGCAUAACAAGUCCUAUCACCCUAUCCCCCUAUGACUUUCCCGAAGCGUCACAGCAAGUGUCUCACGUACUGAGUAAGCUUGAAUUGGUGCCCGUUCCUACCAACACCAUAUCGGCAACUAACAACCCGUUGCGGAUGAUGACCCAUCCUAUAUUUGAUAGCGUAUUUAAGGCUUGUCUGUCCAAGGAGUUCAUCCAGCAAAUGGUGAAGCACGAUGGACACUAUUAUAGGGUCAAGAAUUGGACGUCUGAUUUUGUGCAGCUGGAUGUAAGUCUCGCCUCUAUUAAUCCUCUUGAAAGCGCACACCUUACAAGUGUAUGCAGUGCCGCUCCACCCUCUCUGGAUGCUAUUUCUGAGCAGCUGACCAUAUAUUCUCGCGCAGGAGGCUUCUUAUUUGGAAGGUUUUAUGAGUACAUCGAAGAACUAUGUUACAUGAUGUCUUGCAACUUUAAAGAAGAACUACUGCCAGACUUGCCAGAAGACUAUGAUGACCCGCGAUUGGUAUUCGACCCUGCAUUUUAUCGAUACGAGCGCUUGAUUAUGUUGCACAUUUUAUCCAUUAUCCAACCGGUUGACCUCUUUGAAAUUAUUUGCGAAAAAGAUCCUCCUACUUAUUUGGAACGUAAUAAGAUACUGACCAAUUUUAUUGCACAUGCUGAGCUUUUUAAGAGUUGCUAUCAAGUGCCGUCUUACUCUACUCGAGGCAACCUUACAUUAGAGUCUUCUGAAAAUAGUUGUGUGACUAGUAGCAACGAGGUCCUUACAGAAGAUGAUUGUCCAGUCGCGAUUUCCAAGCCAAAGCGAGCUCCUGCUCAACUGAAGCGCCGUGUUCGUCCGUAA
This is a messenger RNA of Giardia duodenalis, 2727 nucleotides long. RefSeq lists its product as uncharacterized. The record is from RefSeq and is a predicted model, not a curated record. The coding region runs from base 1 to 2727 and encodes 908 amino acids. NCBI's taxonomy places the organism in Eukaryota, Fornicata, Diplomonadida, Hexamitidae. The transcript has a single exon.